CUGUGGAUGAUUCCCUGUUCCCAGGGUGAUGGAGAUCCCUGUUCUGCUGCCAGAAGGGCAGAUGUGGGGACCCUGAUCCCUGUCAGGGCUCGCUGGUGACCCCGGGGCUGACCUGCCGGGGCUGUGCCCAGAUUAGCAGCCACUAAGCUCCUUCCCACGGGUGCUCUGUCCUGCAGCGGGCAAGCGGCACUGCCACGGGGCGCGGGGACCCUGCUGUCCCUGCCGGCUGCUGUCACCGAGGGGCCUGGGAGACCCUGAUGCCCAUUCUCCCCUGCAGCCCCACAGGCAGCAGAGGCGUUGGUGGCUUGGGGCUGGGGUGUGGGGACAGCUGGCAAUGGCCCUGUUGGGGGGCACCCCACUUCCUGGCACCAGGGAGGCAUGGGGGUCACGGCACUUGCUGCAGUAUCCCCCCGAAGAGGAGGAGGAGGAGGGGGUGCUGUAUGUGGACUACAAGCCCCCUGCCCUGGACACCAUCCGCCUGCCCCGCUCUGUCCUUUACCUGCUGAUGGCGGCCAGCCUGGUGCUGACGGUGGCAUAUGCCAUCGUGGGCCACCUCAUCAAGGACCUGAUGCAUGACUUUGCGGACUGGGCGUUUGGGCCCAAGCCAGAGGAGGAGGAGGAGGUGAUGGCCAAGGGGAUCAUGGCGGAGGUGGAGUGGCUGGAUGAGGACGACGUGCUGGUAGAGACGAAACUGGAGAGCACGGCCAGCGGAGCCCUGCCCGGCAUGGACGUCCCGCCGGGGCUGCUCACUGCUGCCCCCGGCACCUCCAUCUCCUUCGCCGACCCACCCAAGAAGAGGUUCUUCUAAGCCUGGGGGGAUCUCCCUGCCUCCCCCCAGCCACGUCUGGCCCUUGGGUUGCAGCACAGCCCCCGGCCCCAGGUGUGUGUGUGGCUGCUGCCUGGUGCUGGCAAGUGGAUUCACCCCCCUGGGUACAGUCCCCUGCACUGGUCUCAGGGCUGU
This is a messenger RNA of Apus apus (common swift), 961 nucleotides long. RefSeq names its product small integral membrane protein 44 (gene SMIM44). The record is from RefSeq and is a predicted model, not a curated record. The transcript has 2 exons. Bases 335 to 808 code for a protein of 157 amino acids. Lineage: Eukaryota; Metazoa; Chordata; Aves; Apodiformes; Apodidae.